This is a messenger RNA of Periophthalmus magnuspinnatus, 6643 nucleotides long. RefSeq names its product kielin cysteine rich BMP regulator (gene kcp). The record is from RefSeq and is a predicted model, not a curated record. NCBI's taxonomy places the organism in Eukaryota, Metazoa, Chordata, Actinopteri, Gobiiformes, Gobiidae. Bases 307 to 6603 code for a protein of 2098 amino acids. The transcript has 46 exons. Gene Ontology annotation, molecular function: protein binding.
CGUUCUCCUGGGAAAGUUCUGCACACCUGGACGUUUGGAAGCAUUUUGGUCUCUAUUGGAAGUUUUGGGAAGUAGACUGUGUGAUACUUGCCCUUGAGGAGAAUGUAAGUGACCACGGAGAAGAGACGCCCUGCCUGCCUCCAGAUGUUCCAUGUGCGGUGCACGGCGCUUCUGCAGGGAGGGAAUGGGACUGGGACAGAGCUCCGGAGAAGCGGGGAGACCAUGCGCGGUGCCGUAAUGGACCGGUCAACAUAACGGUGCAUACUUCUGGAUCUAGAGCAAAGCAAGAAUCAAACUCCGCAUCUAAUGGAUUGGGAGAAAAUGAGGACGUUGGAUGUGUUGAAGAUACUCGUGCUUAUGACUGCUGCGUACAGCGUGACUGCAGAGCCACUACACGUUUAUGACACAGUGGUGGACCUGUUGGGAGCUCUGAACCUGUCACAGCCCAUCAGUGGGGUGUCCUGGAUGCAGACCACCACUGGAAUAUGGUACAAACUUCGCAGCAGAGCUCCACACCUCACCCUCCCUUCAGAAUACUCCCAGUACAUAAGCUCCAAUGUCAGAAACAGCCUGGGUGUGCUUAUAAAAGGUGUGCAAACCUCCAACUCUCCUGCCACCCUGUUCUCUCUCUCUUCUGCAUCCUCUCCCAUUCUGCAAGUCACAUCCUCCUCUAAAAGUCUGAAUGUGGAGUACCGGUCUUCAGGAGCAGUGCAGAGGCUCUCCACCUUGGCGUUCCCCAGGAGAAACCCCUUCACUGAUCAGGAUCUGGUUAGGCUGGCUAUAAGUGUGCAGCCGGAGAGGGUCACCUUCUAUGUAGAAUGUGAGCAAGCAGUGGUUGUACCAAUAACAAAUGAGGACAGAAUCAACCUGACGUUACCUGGAGACAUCCUCGUCACUGUGGGCAGCACGCCUGGAAGGAAACACAGCAAAUUCACUGGUUUUCUACUAGCUGCAGAACUCUCUGUGAAGGCUUAUGAGAAGAGAGAAUGGGACUGUGACAGCACCGAUUCUGAUAAUGCUGAUCAGGUGAAGUCAAUCAAUACGACCACUAGCCAGCAGAAUGCUUCUUCCAGCAAACCACAGAGAAAACCAAAAACCACUAAGGAUGUCCAGAAUGAGCAGCAACACAGAGGGGUGCUGCUGGGGCCUCCAUCACCUCCACAGAGCACAAAGACUGGUACAAGCCACGGAGAAGACAUAGACAGGCUCGAGACGCUGGAACUGAGGCUGAACCAGCUUACUCAAAUGGUGGACAUGAUAAAAGAUCAGAAUGCUGAGCUGCAGACACGUGUGCAGUACCUGGAGGGCUGUGAAUGUGUGAGGCAGAGGCAGAGGUGUGUCUGGGAGGGCAGGGAGGUUGAGGAGGGACAGCGCUGGUACACAGACAUCCACACCCUCUGCAUCUGUACUGCCGGCACGGUCAGGUGUCAGGCCAACACCAAAGGUUGUCUGGAUCUGGAUGGAACCAUUCACAAUGUGUCCUUCUCCACCACAGUCGAGGGCUGCCAAACCUGCACGUGUAAGGGAGGUAACGGAGAGUGUACUCCCCUGCCCUGUCCUCCUCUGGACUGUACUCACACAGAGACUGUCCCUGGAGAAUGCUGCCAGAAAUGCAGAGGCUGUGUCCAUGAUGGAAGCCACUAUGAUCACAAUGCUAAGUGGAGAUCUGCGGACAACUGUGAAGUGUGCCACUGUUUGGAGGGCCAUGUUCACUGUGAGAAAGAGCAAUGCCACAUUCCAUGUAAAAAUCCAGCCGCUCCUCCAACAAAUAGCUGCUGCCCAGUUUGCCAAGCUUGUGGUGUGAAUGGCCACACCUUCCCCAAUGGUGCUUUGAUUCCUACUGGUGAUAGAUGCCAGGAAUGUACUUGUCUGAAUGGAGACGUGCGGUGCUCCCCUGUCCCCUGCCCCGCACUGUCGUGUCCCAGCCUGGUGCAUCGAGUGGGGGACUGCUGCCCGAGCUGUGAUCUGUGUGAGCAUGAGGCCCAGCUGUACACAGAAGGACAGACUUUCAGCUCUACCAGAGACCCCUGCCUCCGGUGCCACUGCUCUGCAGGGCAGGUGUCUUGUGAGCACAUGGCCUCCUCGUGCCCCCCUCUUCGCUGCAGCCAUCCUGCACGGUCAGCUGGAGAGUGCUGUCCCUCGUGUAAGGAAUGUGAGUAUGAGAGAAGAGUGUAUGCCAACGGCAACGUGUUCACCCCAGCUGGCAGUGGGCCCUGUCUGCACUGCACCUGUAAGAAUGGAAAUGUCAUCUGUCGUCAAGAGAAGUGCCCUCCACUGUCAUGCUCUAAUCCCAUCAUUGACCCACAACACUGCUGCCCCAUCUGCAAAGUGUGUGUUCUGGAGGGAGUGGAGUUUGAGGAGGGGUCCGAGUGGCGUCUUGAGGGUGACUGCUCCUCCUGUACUUGUGUGAAUGGAGAAACCCGCUGCACCCACACCCGCUGCCCACCCACCGACUGCCUCCAUCCCACAAAGAUUACGGGCACCUGUUGUCCUGUGUGCGACAGUUGCACUUAUAACCAUCGUAUCUAUAGCAACGGGCAAAGGUUUACAAGCCCGGAGCAGACCUGCCAUAUGUGCACUUGUCUGCGUGGAACCGUGGAGUGUGCAAGGAGAAUCUGUCCUCCAGUCACCUGCACUAACCCAUCCACUCCACCAGGGGAGUGUUGCCCAAAGUGUCCAGACUGCUCCUUUGAGAACCGCGUGUUUGUGGAUGGAGAAGCCUUCCCAAACCCAGUGAACAUGUGCGAGGAGUGUAAAUGUGACAGUGGUCGAACAGACUGCUACAGAAGUGAAUGUCCGGCUCCUCAGUGCAAUGCGCCUGUGCCUGGAGAGUGCUGCAACAACAACUGCAAUGGAUGUAGCUAUGCUGGGAAGGAGUAUCCCAAUGGUCAGGAGUUUCCCCAUCCCACAGACAAGUGUCGCUCUUGCACCUGCACUAAUGGAAAUGUGCAAUGUCUGAAGAAGAGAUGUCCCCCACUGUCAUGCUCCAACCCUAGUCUUCAUCCUGGAGACUGCUGCCCCAAGUGUCCAACUCCUCCUUCUGACUGCACAUACGAACACCGCCCAUACCGACACUCUGAGCGCUUCUACCACCCGAUAGACAGCUGUCAGUCAUGCGUGUGCACCAAUGGGACUGUCCAGUGUCAGCGUAGACCCUGCUCCUUUACCUCCUGCUCUCAUCCAAUCACACAAGACUGCUGCCGGAGUUGUGAAGGUUGUCUGUUUAAUGGAGUAGAGCGAGUGAAUGGUGCGACUUGGGAGGACCCCUCUGACCCCUGUGUCGAGUGCUUGUGUCGUCAUGGCGAUGUGCUCUGUGAGAAGAAGCGCUGUCCUCCGUCCAACUGUGAACACCCCGUUCAGAGAGGCUGUUGCAUGUCCUGUGAUGGAUGCAUGUACAAGGGAAAAGAGUACCCUGACAGUUUUGAAUUUCCUGAGAACAAUGACCCCUGCAGCGUGUGUCACUGCUAUAGAGGAGAGGUUGUCUGCACCAAAAUCCCCUGUUAUGAAGAAUGCAGCCACCCACACAAAGCCCCAGGACAGUGCUGCGCAGCAUGUGAUCGUUGCUCCUAUAAUGGUGCUGUGCUGAGUAACGGUCAGACCAUUCCAGAUAAAGAGAACCCCUGCUCCCAGUGCACCUGUCAGAGUGGGUCAGUGCGAUGUGAAAGGAAAGCUUGUCCUCCUGCAUACUGCCCUCAUCCUGCUCCUGACCCAUGUGGAUGCCCUGUGUGUGAUGGGUGCCUGUACCAUGGGGUGUCCUAUGUUGAUGGCCAGACUGUGACCCCAGUAAAUGGAGGCUGCCAGGAGUGCACAUGCAGGAGAGGGGAGGUAGUGUGCGCUGAGAGGAGGUGCCCUGCUGUGUCCUGCCCUCACCCUGCUCUGGACUCCUGUGGCUGUGGGGAGUGUGAGGGCUGUAACUACUAUGGACGUGACUGUUACAGUGGAGAGCGCUUUCCACAUCCCACUGACCACUGCCAGCUCUGCUCCUGUCUGAUUGGUGCAGUGGCCUGUGCCCAUGUGCCCUGUCCCACUGUGAGCUGCAGGCGUCCAGUGACCCCUCCAGGAGAGUGCUGUUCCAUCUGUACAGGAGACUGUGUGCAUGAGGCCAGAGAAUACCUCCACGGCUCCCAGUUCAGCCCCUCCUCUGACCCCUGCUCCAUCUGCUCUUGUCUGAAUGAGGUGGUGAGCUGUGAGAAGAGGCCAUGCCCUGUCCAGUGCUCCCACCCUGUGCCCUCGGACAGCUGCUGCCCUGUAUGUGAGUCUUGCCUGUAUGAGGGAGGAGUCCAUCCUCACGGGAGCACCUUCACCCCCUCUGAGCCCUGUCAGCGCUGCACCUGUGUCAGGGGCUCCGUUACCUGUAUGCCCCUUCUCUGUCCCAAACCAGCCUGCUCCAAACCAGUCACUAAACCGGGACAGUGCUGCCCAGCAUGCCCAGUUUGUGUAUCAGAGCAGCAGAAGUACAGAGAAGGACAGACAUGGACUCCCCGCUCAAACCCCUGCUCCAGCUGCAGCUGCACAGCAGGUCAGGUUCACUGUAUGUCUCCUGAGUGUCCUAAACUGCCCUGUGUGCACCAGGUGACCGACCCGGGAUCCUGCUGCCCCCGCUGCAGAGGCUGUAUGUACGAAGGCGAGGAGCACAGUGAGGGCAGCAGCUGGUUUGCAGACUCUUCUCCUUGUGUGACCUGCAUGUGUGUGGAUGGGGUCACCACCUGCUCUGAGGUCCGCUGCAUCUCCCCCUGUAAUAACUUCAUCAGUAUGCCUGGAGAGUGCUGCCCUGUCUGCGCAGACUGUAUAUUUGAGGGAAAAGUCUAUGGUCCUGGGGAGAGCUUCCACCCGGCAGACGACCCCUGUCAGAUCUGCAGUUGUGAGGUGAUGCCGGAUGGAGAACAACAUUUGCGGUGUUACAGAAAGCAGUGUCCCAGCCUGGUGGACUGUCCCAAGACCAACAUCCUCUUCUCUGGUCCAGACUCCUGCUGCCCCGUCUGUGCACAGCCUCUUAGUAACUGUACUUCGGCUCUGAUUGGGAAUGAAGUUUUGGCCACAGAUGACCCCUGCUUUACCUGCCAGUGCCAGGACCUAACAUGGACGUGCUUACACCAGUUCUGCCCCUCUCUCACCUGCCCUCCCUCUGAGCAGGUCACUCCCCCAGACUCCUGCUGCCCUGUGUGUAAAGACUGUGUGAUCGAAGGCCAGGACAAACGAGUGACCAACGGCAGCAGCUGGACUGACAGUGAUGACGACUGUGUAACCUGCACCUGUAAUUUGGGUUUUAUAGAAUGCAGCAUUGAAGAGUGUGUAUCGGUCAUUUGCCCGGGAGGUCAAAAACCAGUCAAGAUUCCAGGAAAAUGCUGUCAUGUCUGUCAAGUCUCUGCAGUACCAUGUGUGUACCAGGGGGAGGAGUACCAGUGGAGCGAGCGCUGGCCCGUGGAUGAGUGCACCAUCUGUACCUGUGUGUUUGGAGAGGUUCACUGCCACACGGAGCGCUGCCCUCCCCUCACCUGUGCCACCGACGAGAUGCCCGUGGUGGUGCCUGGACUGUGCUGUCCUCACUGCAUUCCUAGACCGGCCACAUGCAUUGCCUUCGGAGACCCACACUACCGUACCUUUGAUGGGCGCAUGCUGCACUUCCAGGGAGCAUGCACAUAUGUACUGGCACAGGACUGUGAGGGGGGAGACUUUAGUAUCCAUGCCACAAAUGAUGACCGUGGGCGUAAGGGCGUGUCCUGGACCAAAGAGGUGACUGUGUUCAUCGGGAACGUGUCAGUACAGCUGCUGCAGGACUGGGCUGUCAAAGUGAAUGAUGAGCCCAUCAGUCUUCCAUUUCUUCUUGAGCCUUACAUCUACAUAGAACGCCAAACCAACACCAUCUUACUAAAUACAAACAUUGGUCUAAAGGUGCUGUGGAGUGGGCGCUCACAUUUGGAAGUGAGUGUCCCAGGGACAUACAAGAGCCGGACGUGUGGUCUUUGUGGAAACUUUAAUAAUUAUUAUCAAGACGACCUGAAGAUGCCCAGUGGGAAGAUAAGCCCGUCAGAGUCCGAAUUUGGAAACAGCUGGAGAGUGACUAAAGGUGUCCAUGCCCGGGCGUCGUGCAGACCAGGGGAGGAUGUGGACCCGUGUAAAGACGCAGGUUUCCAGGCUAAGAAGUCGGCUAACACACGCUGUAAGGUGUUGAAGUCGUCUGUGUUUAAGGCGUGUCACCGUGUGGUACCUCCGGAGCCCUGGUAUGGGGCCUGUGUAUAUGACCUGUGUGCCUGUGGGGCCAAUGCUGACGAGUGCCUAUGCGACACUCUGGAGGCCUAUGCCAGCCAGUGCAGAGAGGCCGGGGUGGUGCUGCAGUGGAGGAGCCCCUCACUCUGUGCUGUGGGCUGUCCUAUGGAGAGGGGCUUCGUGUUCGAUGAGUGCGGCCCUCUGUGUCCAGUCACCUGCUUUAACAAAGAUGUGCCACUGGGGGUGAUAGAGAACCACUGCUUCAAACCCUGUGUCCCCGGGUGCCAGUGUCCCGCUGGGCUGGUCCUGCACAACAACUACUGCAUACAGCCAGACAAGUGUCCCAAGAUCAUCCAUGAGAAGGACAAUAAGCAGACACUGACUUCAGGGAACUGACUUUUCAUAGGUUUCAGCUUUCUCUGGUACACAACAUUUU